Doryrhamphus excisus (bluestripe pipefish) is the source of this 4152-nucleotide messenger RNA. RefSeq lists its product as uncharacterized. NCBI's taxonomy places the organism in Eukaryota, Metazoa, Chordata, Actinopteri, Syngnathiformes, Syngnathidae. The record is from RefSeq and is a predicted model, not a curated record.
UCAGUAAGUCAAUACUACAAUGGACUUGGAGGAAAAUUACUCGAUCAGAGCAGAGGUCAUCCUCCCGAUCGUGGAGAAACACUUUGACCGCAUUCUGCCGGCCCAAUGGAGCAUGCUGGCUACUGGGACCAUUGAUUCGGCAACGCAGGUGGUCCUGGCGGACAUGUGUACAGAGAUCACGCAGAAACUUUGCGCAGACACCAUUCGACUUAUUAUCCCAGAGUUUAAGCAACGUAUACAGAGCGUGGGCAAGAAAAAAAUGAAGCUAAAGGUGGAAGGUGGACUGAGCACCGCAUUUGCUUCGGCGCUCAGCGUCCCGGAGCAGCCCAGCAAGAGCUCCCAAAAACUGGACUCUUUGUUCAAAAAGGAGAUAUCUCAAAGGGUCAAUCAGACGUUGUCUACAGCCACCAGCACCGAUAGUCAACUGGCGCCGCUCAUUUACAUCCCAGGGACCUUUACCAAGAUAGAAGUGCUGGCUAAGAUGGUGCUGCUGGCUUGCGGUGCUCUGAAGGUUUAUCUGAGCAAGAUGGCGAUAUACACGCAGUGCUUCAGGCCGUGUCGGCGUCAACAGAAGAGCCAGGAGUCCAUCAAUGGUGCAAAAUGCGGCAACGUGUGCAUAUACAACCGUGAGGAAACCAAAGAGGCGGUGAUAAAUAUCCUCCAAAGAUGGGCUGACAGCGAGGACAGGUCCCUCUCGAGCAGUACAACUCGUGACCUCAAGAGAACAGCAGCGUCAAUUGUUGAGACUAUCAUUAACGACCUGCACUAUUCCGCCCCUGCAGAAGAAGGCCACAGUCGUACGUCGACACCUCAUUUCGAUUUAGGGCUUAUAAAGGAUCAACUCUGUGAGUUCUUUGAAUCCUUAUCACCGACAAGCAGCAAUGAAUCUUCUCGGAAACGCAACUUUUUGGAUUUCUGCCAAAAGAAGUUUGGCGAGCUAACAUCUGAGCUGCAGAAGGUCCGCUGCCGCUGCAUGCGAAUGCGCUUAGAAGAAGAGAUGUCUUUAAACAACAGUGCGAUGCCGACUAAAUCCUCUGACACGGACACGGUGCUCAGCUUCCAGGGAAUCCAGUCGGGUCUUGAGGACGUGUUUAAUAAAGUGGCAGUACCAGAAGGAGAUGCCAGUAUAGAUGUGGACAGACUGAGACACGAAGCAGACACGUUCUCACAAGAACUGGCUGACAGAAUCUACAAUUACAUGACCACCAACCGAACUACGGUGCAGUCAGCGUCAGUGUGGAGGCGCUUCUCAGACCCGCUCAUCUUGGAGGUGGACAACAAAAAACCUGAGAAUAUUCAAGUUCUGCACAAGAUCGUGGAGGAUACGUCCACAAAGUUUGUUCAGCAACUUCUCCUCUGGCUCAAGAUGGAACCGAUAAUGAGGGGGAAACACGCAGAUCAGGUGUACGGUUGCUUGAAGGACAUCGACACACUCAUCACAGGAACCAUGAUCCCACAAAAAAAGCUAGUUGUGUCCGAUGGAAGGUCAGAAGCUCUGCCCUCACAGGUUCCAACAAGCUCCAUGCAGAAAGAAAUGGAAUCGGACGCCACACCGGAAAAGUCCUCGCUCUCUGGUGUGAUACGUGUUGCUUGGCCAUCGCCGCUGCGCCCACCCUCUGCACAGGGGAAGACUCAUGACACAGACACUUCCCUGUCAAAGAGCUCGGCUUCAGACAAGGUGAACGGUGCUUCGUUUCCUCCGGUCCGCUCAGCUUCCAUGCAGGAGGAGAUGGUGGCCUCACUGGUGUCAGUCCUGAUCGUACAGCUGCUCACGUGCGUCCCAAAAAGAACCAUGAGAGUCGUUCACUCCGUCGACACCCUGCCAAUCAUCCAGCGUCUCUCGAGGAAAGUGCUGCAGGACAAGUACUUGCGCGGCAUCACCGACAAGAACCUUUACAGCGUCAACAAGGUCAUGAAGGUGGUCAUCGAGGAGCUGAAGCAAGAGUUUCACUCCACGGAGAUGUUGGUGGAGGCUUUACUUUCUGAUGAGCCAAGUUUUGACGAUGCCAUACUGAGGCAGCUGACGUUGACGAUGGGCGCGCCAAGACCGCGCAGGACAAAAAAGAUGUGUUCCACUGUGCACAAGGUUUUCCUUAGAACCUUCUGCAUACGCCCCCCAAGAACACAAUGAAACUGAGUACACUAAAGAGUAGCAAAGUGCGCUCCAGGAGCCAAGGAUCUGAGAAUGGGAGACUGAGAUCGGAUGUUGUGUGCAUGUGGCCAACUGAAGUGCAAUAAUGAUGCGAGGGUACGAUGUUAUGCUACCGUGGCUGGGACAGUGAAAAUAAAUGUCUGGUCCUAUUUGUAUUUAAUGUCUAUUCUCAUUGGGGUGGUUGUCUGUCAAAUGUUCUCCACCAGGAUCCAGAGGUUUUCCAACAGCGGUUGAGUGGUUAGCACGCAGACCUCACAGCUAGGGUUCAAUUCCACCCUUGGCCAUCUUUAUGUGGAGUAUGCAUGUUCUCCCCGUGCACUCUCCGGGUACUCCGGUUUCCUCCCACAUUCCAAAAACAUGCUAGGUUAAUUAGCCACUCCAAAUUGUCCAUAGGUAUGAAUGUGAGUGUGAAUGGUUGUUUGUCUAUAUGUAUGUGCCCUGUGAUUGGCUGGCCACCAGUCCAGGGUGUACCCCGCCUCUCGCCCAAAGACAGCUGGGAUAGGCUCCAGCAACCCCUGUGACCCUCGUGAGGAAAAGUGGUAGAAAAUGAAUGAAUGAAUGAAUUUAUUCCGGGCUGCACGGCAGUCGAGUGGUUAGCACGCAGACCUCACAGCUAGGAUUCAAUUCCACCCUCGGCUAUCUCUGUGGAGUUUGCAUGUUCUCCCUGUGCAUUUGUGGGUUUUCUCCGGGUACUCCGGUUUCCUCCCACAUUCCAAAAACAUGCUAGGUAAUUGGCCACUCCAAAUUGUCCAUAGGUAUGAAUGUGAGUGUGAAUGGUUGUUUGUCUAUAUGUACCGUGUGAUUGGCUGGCAACCAGUUCUCGCCCGAAGACAGCUGGGAUAGGCUCCAGCAACCCCUGUGAGGAAAAGCGGUAGAAAAUGAAUGAAUGAAUGAAUUUAUUCCGAGCUGCACGGCGGUCAAGUGGUUAGCGCGCAGACCUCACAGCUAGGAUUCAAUUCCACCCUCGGUCAUCUCUGUGUGGAGUUUGCAUGUUCUCCCCGUGCAUGCGUGGGUUUUCUCCGGGUACUCCGGUUUCCUCCCACAUUCCAAAAACAUGCUAGGUUAAUUAGCCACUCCAAAUUGUCCAUAGGUAUGAAUGUGAGUGUGAAUGGUUGUUUGUCUAUAUGUGCCCUGUGAUUGGCUGGCGACCAGUUCUCGCCCGAAGACAGCUGGGAUAGGCUACAGCAACCCCUGUGACCCUUGUGAGGAAAAGCGGUACAAAAUGAAUGAAUUUAUUCCUCCACUUGGAUCGGGAACAUCUCUCUCGUGUGCCCAAAUCACCUUGAAAUAUGCUCCUAAACGUUCCAGUGUUGUCGCUUAUCAGAUCUCUACGGUCUUUCGUGUCUGGAGAACAUGUGAAAAGCCCGGAGGUUCAUACAACCAACCUGUACCACCGGUUGGUGUGUGAUUCCUCAGCAGGGUGUCACCUACUGUUGGGAGGACACUUGUCACUAUAAGAGCAACCUUCCUCGCUCUGUCUGUCAUCAAGCAUGGCUCAACUGGGUGACCUGGGUUUCGCCAAAAUUGCCGGAGAGAAAGCAGGUGACUUUGCACGAGAUCUUACAGAAGAUGUCGUGAAUAAGAUUACGGGAGGAGGACAGCAGGCUCAAGAUGACAAAGGAGGACCUGUCGGAAACCUCCUGUCGUUUGGUGGGAAGAGUGACGACGACAAAGGAGGACCUGUCGGAAACCUCCUGUCGUUUGGUGGGAAGAGUGACGACGACAAAGGAGGACCUGUCGGAAAUCUCCUGUCGUCGUUUGCCGGAAAGAGUGACGACGACGACAAAGGAGGACCUGUCGGAGAUGGACUACAGAAACUUGUUGGAAAUUUUUUUUAAACUACAACUCAGCAGACAUCGACCCCCGAUCAAGUGAGACUUCACAUCCCAAAUCUUCCUGGCUGUCAAUGUGGAGAAAACAAGCAACUCCUCUUGGACAUACAUCUUAUGAAUUGGGAAUGUAUCAUUAAGAAUCCUUUGAAAUAAAUUAUUCCAAUGCUA